AUGGAGAAGAUGGAUCCAGACGAAGCCCAGCGGGACACCAGAAGUGAAAUCGAAGACACAUACGUCGCUAUUAAGGUUUGCAUUAAAGAGCAAUUGGGCGCGGACGCCCACAAUACAACCGUGGCCGAUGCUUCGCCCUGCGUUUCUCAUUCAACAUCCAUGAAGCUACCACGACUGGCACUUCCUACGUUUGAUGGCAAGUACUCCGACUACAAAAACUUCGUAACGUCAUUUAAGCAAGUCAUUGAUAGUCAACCUAGCUUGUCUUCUAUCGAGAAGUUCAACCAACUGCUUAAUUGUUUGAAGGGAGCGGCCUUAGAAACUGUGAAGGCAUUUCAGAUCUCUUCUGAAAAUUAUCCGAAAGCGCUCGAACGUCUUAAAGCUCGCUAUGACAACCCCACGCUCGUCUUUUUGGAUAAUAUAAAUUCCUUAUUCAGCUUGCCGAAUGUUUCCAAAUCGAAUGCGCAACAUCUGCGUAGUCUCAUUGACAAUGCAUCAGCCCUGUACAACUCGUUACUGUCACUGGGUUCUGAGUCGCAAAUUGCUCAGGCUAUGCUCAUCUCGAUAGUGAUGGACAAAGUCGAUCAGGACACCAGGAAGAAAUGGAAUGAGUUUUUAGACUUCCGAGAUCUUCCGACAUGGACAUCUUGCAUUAGCGUCGUUGAACGACGUUGCCAAUACCUAGAAUCUAUAGGUAAGCCCAGCAUGGAUGCUACUAUGAGUCAACAAUCAGUGAAACCUUUAGGUGCCCUCAACUUAUUGGAAAUACGCUUAAUCAACGCUACGAUACUGCAAAACGUUUGGGGCUCUGCAUUAACUGUCUCGGUAAAGGUCAUCAGGCUGCGAAGUGUCCCUCAAGGCACAGAUGCCGAACGUGCACUCGUCCACAUCACACGCUGUUACAUCGUGAUGCUAAUAACACAGCUUCCGGUGGCAUCACAGCCCAUAACGAUGAUACAGCAGAGUUCAGAUGCCGUUGUUCAUACACACACGGACACUUGUUUGAAUCGAAUUAUACUAGCCACUGAGUUGGUACAGGUUAAGGAUGCUACAGGUCGUUACAGAAUUGGCCGCGCUCUACUGGACUCCUGCUCCCAGAGAAGCAACUUGGAAAUUCGCAGCAUUGGGGAGUCCCAAACUCAGGUUAAGCAUCGCACGUCUACCACAAUCAAAUCACGCUUUGUCGAAUUGGAAUUGCCACUCGAUUUCUGUGUCACAUCGCACAUUGCCUAUCAUCCAGAAUCGGAAAUCGACAUUUCAUCAUGGAAUCUACCCAAGAAUACGCUAUUGGCUGACGAAAACUUCAACAAGUCGCGCCGCAUUGACCUACUCCUUGGAACCGAAGCAUUUUUUGAUAUCCUAUCUGUUGGGCAAGUGAAACUUGGUCCUAAUUUGCCUGUGCUGCAGAAGACCCUCCUGGGAUGGGUUGUUUCCGGUCGUUGUGAUGCAAGAUCUACAACACCGCACAGCUAUGCACUAUCGCUGGACGAAUCCAUAAACCAGAACGUAGAGCGCCUAUGGCGUAUCGAAGAUGUUAGGACACCAGCUGAUACCUACACUCCAGAGCAACGCAAAUGUGAGGAAAUCUUCAUCACCACUGUUCGCCGACAAAACGAUGGUCGAAUUGUAGUUCGUCUUCCAUUCAAGGAUAAUCCUUGUUUGCUAGGUCGGUCAUAUGAAACCGCCCGCAGACGCUUUGAAGCUCUUGAACGUCGCUUGAGCCGCACACCAGAUAUUAAGCGACAAUACAUAGACUUCAUGGUAGAGUUCCAACGUUUGGGCCAUAUGAGCUUGGUGAGUACGCCGAAGAUGAAUGUGCCUCAUUUUUAUAUACCCCACCACUGUGUAUUUAAGCCAAACAGUACGUCGACAAAGUUACGGGUUGUCUUCGAUGCCUCCUGCCAGACUACGUCACAGAAGUCACUUAACGACUUAUUGAUGGUCGGACCAACCAUACAGCUCGAGCUAUACACGCUUCUCCUUCGUUUUCGAUUGUAUCGCUACGCGAUUACUGCCGAUAUUGUCAAAAUGUUCAGACAGGUUGUUGUUGAUGAUAAGGACCGGCAGUUUCAGUAUAUACUCUGGAGAAAUACACCCAAUGAACCGCUUUGCACUUAUGAACUCAAUACAGUCACUUACGGGACCGCUGCUGCUCCAUAUCUUGCCAUACGUAGUAUGUCAUAUUUGGCUGAUCAAUACUUGGAUAAGUUUAAAAUCGGUGCCGAGGCCAUAAAAUCGUGCUUUUAUGUAGAUGACUUCAUUUGUGGAGCAAAUACUAUUGAUACUCUUCGUGAAAUCAAAACAGAAGUUACCGAAGUACUUCGUCGUGGUAGAUUUGAACUUGCAAAAUGGCAUUCAAACUACAUCGAGUUUGUCGAUGAUUGCACCAUCAAAGAGCUAAAUCUGGACGACAAAGCUAUAACUAGCACUCUGGGGUUAAGAUGGAAUCAACAAGAAGACGUUUUUAUGUUUUCACUUGUGCCUAAGCAGACAUUUAACGUUGUCUCUAAACGUUCAAUACUGUCAGUGGCUUCAUCUCUAUUCGAUCCGUUGGGAUUAGUGUCACCUGUCAUCAUAGUAGCAAAAAUUAUUCUGCAAGAACUGUGGCUACUUAGGCUGCAGUGGGAUGAGUCAGUUCCACAUAACAUCCACACUGCAUGGAUUUCGUUUCUCUCAUCACUUUCGUCGUUGGAGCUGCUUAAGAUACCACGAUUUUGCCUACAACCAAAUGCUGGGAGCCUUCAGUUGCACGGUUUCUGCGAUGCAUCCAUCAGGGCCUAUGGAUGUUGCAUCUACGCACGUACGGUCAGCGCUGAUGGUAAGGUUAAGGUGAAUCUAGUUACAUCGAAAUCAAGAGUUGCACCAACUAGAAAACUAUCGCUUCCGAAAUUGGAAUUGUGCGGCGCCCAUUUGCUGGCACAACUUUUUGCCAAAAUCAAAGUGAACUUUGCUGACCACAAGUAUUCGACGUUCUUGUGGAGUGACUCGCAAAUCGUGCUAUUCUGGAUUCAGCAACACUCCGCCACACUGUCCACGUUCGUCGGAAACCGAAUAUCUGAAAUACAGGAGCAAACUUCCAGCUGUCAUUGGAAAUAUGUUCCAACGCGCUGUAACCCCGCCGACCUAUUAUCAAGGGGAUGUUCGGUGGAUGAGCUAAAUCAGUCUAUGUGGUUCGAGGGUCCUGCUUAUUUGCUACAACACCAAGACGAGUGGCCAACACAAAGGCCGGGUGAUAUUGACCAAAAUAUUGUUGAUUCGGAAAAACGCAAAUCGGCAUUUGCUGUUACUAGCGUUACCAACUAUCUACUCGAAGUUAUCUACAACAUCAGCUCGCAUAGCCGUUGUUUGCUAAUCGUAGCCUGGAUGCUUCGUUUUAGUUACAUAAGCAGAAAAUUGUGUUCUUUCGAUACACCAUCUCCCUCGCCACAAGAACUACUACGUGCCAUGCAUUGUAUUAUUUGGAAUUUGCAGACCAAAUACUUCACCGAUGACAUCCAAGCACUUCGCAAAGGAAGAGAGGUCAGCGGCCACCUUAAAUUUUUAAAUCCCUUUUUACAGGUGACUGAAGGAUUUAUGCUGCUUAAGGUUGGAGGUCGCUUGGAGUUGGCAAACGUUCAAUACACCCAGAAACAUCCGAUAUUACUCCCAGGUAAAGAUGAAUUUGUUCGACGAUAUGUACAAUUUGUUCACAGGCAGAACUACCAUGCGGGCCCAAAGGCAUUAGUUGGCCUUAUCCGUCUACGAUUCUGGAUUGUCAAUGCACGAGAAGUAGCACGGCGGGUCGUCCGCUCAUGUGUUCACUGUGUUCGCUAUCGACCAACCCUGGAGAGACAAAUAAUGGGUCACCUACCUGUCGAGCGCCUUACGCCAUCGAGACCAUUCUCAAGAUGCGGUGUGGAUUUUUGUGGCCCGGUUAACACGUACCUACGUAUCCGCGGAAAAGUGCCUUACAAAAGCUAUAUCGCCAUCUUUAUAUGUUUUGCCACGAAGGCGGUGCAUGUUGAAGUGGUGUCCGAUUUGUCAACCGAAGCCUUCAUUGCGGCCUUGAAGCGCUUGGUAGCCAGACGCGGACUUCCGUCCGACAUCUUUUGUGAUAAUGCUACCAACUUCAAAGGAGCCAACAACAAAUUGGAGGCACUCAAGCAAUUUUUAUUCAAUGAAGAAACGAUCCACUCCAUCAAUAAAUUUUGUUUAAAUGAGUUCAUAAAAUUUCAUUUCAUCCCUCCCAGGGCCCCCCAUUUUGGCGGCCUGUGGGAGUCAGCAGUCAAGAGUGUCAAGGGGUUGCUCAACCGUACUUUAAUGAAUGCCCGACUCACAUUCGAAGAGCUAACCACUGUAACUGCAGAAAUAGAGGCGAUUUUAAACUCCCGUCCCUUGUCUCCGCUCUCGUCGGACCCGAAUGACCUGGCUGCACUCACACCAGGCCAUUUCCUAAUCGGAGAUGCAAUGCGUGCAAUGCCUGAAACCCCAGUCGUGGAGUUGGAUCUUUCAGAACAUUGGCGACGAGUAAGCUCGAUUAAACAACAGCUUUGGCGUCGCUGGUCACAGGAAUACAUAAACGAGCUUCAGGUGCGUAACAACUGGACCAAGUCGUCAACUAAAGUAACCGUAGGCCAAAUGGUUUUCGUGCAUGAUGAUAACUUACCACCUCAAUGUUGGGUGCUGGGUCGUAUCGAAUCAGUUAUACCUGGUAAGGACGACCGUGUACGCGUUGCUGAUGUUCGUACCGCAAGAGGAGUAAUUCGCCGACCCAUACACAAGUUGGCUUUGUUACCAGUAUCUUGA
Molecule: messenger RNA, 4785 nt
Organism: Rhagoletis zephyria (snowberry fruit fly)
Lineage: Eukaryota; Metazoa; Arthropoda; Insecta; Diptera; Tephritidae
Biological process (GO): DNA integration
Molecular function (GO): nucleic acid binding
Source: RefSeq, a predicted model, not a curated record